Cotesia congregata is the source of this 831-nucleotide messenger RNA. The record is from the annotation of a GenBank genome assembly. Lineage: Eukaryota; Metazoa; Arthropoda; Insecta; Hymenoptera; Braconidae.
AUGUUUUUUUUUUUUCUCUUCCAGAGGUUGAUCGCAGAAUUGAACAAAGAGCAAGAUGCUUUUAUUGCCGGUAAAAAUAACGAAAAAGGUGAGGCUGUAGCUCCAUGGAUUGGAGCACCAAACGAAGAUGCGUUACGCGAAGAAUGUCUGGCUCUUUCAACUGAUCGUCGUAACUUUGUAAGAGCUCCACCACCAGGUGUUGAAUUUGAUUGGGACUUUGAAGCUGUACAACCUAUGGCUCAAGCAACGCUUGCUCUUGAUCCUAAUUUAGAGAACAUGAGAAUAAGCGAAGAAAACUUUUGGCGUAAUUACUUUUACCGAGUCUCACUACUUCGUCAAAGUCACGAAUUAAAUGCGAUGGCAAGUCAAGCGGAAAGUAAUCCUAAUCAAUCCACCGGUAGCAUCGAUCACCCUCAAGUAGAUAGCAAAAAGGAAGCUAUAAAAGAUACACCAACUGGAUCACUAACAACCAAGGUAAAACCAACAAUAACAACAACACCCAAUACACCAAACGAUGAGUUUAUUUCCGACAAUAUGCAACCAUCUGACAAUGAUACACAACAAACCAAAGAGAGUAUUAAAAAGUUAGGAGCGAAAGCGUCAAAAGCUUCAACGCUGCUUGUGACUCUCUCCGCAGAAGAAGAAUGGGAAGGUGAAUUGGAAGCUGAACUAAAGGAUUUCGAGAUUGUACCUGGUGACAAUAAAAAGACAACGUCGUCAAAAACAGACAACAGUUUCUCGGUAUCAUCAACAGCAUCUGUUAAGGAGGGAAAAGAAGACUGGGAACAACAAAUGGAUGAACUACUCGACGAAGACGAGGAUCUUAAAUAA